Alnus glutinosa is the source of this 699-nucleotide messenger RNA. RefSeq names its product putative lipid-transfer protein DIR1. Gene Ontology annotation, biological process: systemic acquired resistance. Lineage: Eukaryota; Viridiplantae; Streptophyta; Magnoliopsida; Fagales; Betulaceae. Bases 164 to 475 code for a protein of 103 amino acids. The record is from RefSeq and is a predicted model, not a curated record. Gene Ontology annotation, molecular function: fatty acid binding. The transcript has 2 exons.
AGCCCUCCCCCGUGACCCCCGAAUCCCGCCAAUUCUCCUUCACGGGUUCCAAAUUCGUGGCUCCAAAUCAUCCCAGCCCUUCUCUAUAUAUGAUCACCAUGUGAUAUGAUGCCAGUGUGAGUCAGUGAACUGAUCGAUCACUGAGCAGCUUCUUGCAGAAAGCAUGGAGAUGGGAAGGAGGAUGGUGGUGAUCAUGGUGAUCGUUUUGAUGGUUGCUUUGUUUGGAGGGUCGUCGACGAGGGCUUUCACCUUGUGUAACAUGGACGACGAUGGCCUUUCAGCUUGCAAGCCGUCGGUUACUCAGCCGAAUCCGGCUGACCCAACGCCGGAGUGUUGCCGGGCUCUUUCUGGGGCUGAUCUGACAUGCCUGUGUUCGUAUAAGAACUCACUGGUGUUGCCUUCUCUUGGGAUUGAUCCUAAACUUGCCAUGGCACUGCCAGCCAAGUGCAACCUCACCCCUCCUGCCAAUUGCUAAGGUUUUUUAAGGUAUCUGCGCUGCAUUGAUGGGGUUGUCAUUAGUGACCAUUGUAAUUCGCCAAGUCUGUUUUUAUAUUUACUAGCUUGAUUGAAUGUACUUUGAAUAAGUAAUUUGGAUUAUGCCAUGUAAUCUUCAAAUUGCUUAAUUCGUAAAAUCUUGAAAUGUUUUAUGUAAUAUAUAAAAAAACGUCUUUGUUGUUGAAAAUAAAUAUGUUUAAUUGA